AUGGUUUUGAACGUGAUGUUCGUGGUUACGAUAAUUGCCACUUUGAUUGCUGCAACAGCCGGUUUAAAAGAAUUACGACUCCUUGGACAGCUGCCCAUGACCGGGAGCGCAUGGCCGGGCGGAAAGGCGUGUCUGCCGCCCAUAAAAAUGGCUAUAGCGGACAUAAACUCUCGGCAAGGGAUUCUGGACGAUUACGAGUUGAAAUAUGAAUAUAUUGACUCUAUGUGCAAUAGAGGUGCAGCUAAUUAUCGGACAUUUCGUGCGCUCCAUGACAAUCCUCCCUAUAUGAUGUUGCUAGGUUCGGCGUGUUCUUCAUCCUCCGAAUCUACGGCGGAAGUUUCCCAUUUCUACAACAUAACACAGCUAGCAUAUGGUUCUUCAUCGCCAAUACUGUCGGACAGAGAUAGGUUCCGUAAGUUUUUUCGACUGUCUGCCCCCGACACAACGAUGAAUCCAACCCGAAUUGACAUUAUGAGAGCUUUCAACUGGAAAAAAAUAGCAACCAUACAUGAGGCGUUGGAAUUCUUCUCCGUGUCGAUGGAUGAAUUCAUCAAAGACGUGAAAAAAACAGAAAUUGAAAUCAUUUCUCAAGAAGUGUUCGUACAUGAUCCUUUUGACAGAGUGAAGAACUUAAAGGACCGAGACGCACGUAUCAUCGUGGCAGGAAUGUACGAGGACAAAGCAAGGAUGGUGCUGUGUGCUGCAUACAAAGUUGGCUUGUUUGGGCCUAAGGUUGUAUGGAUCUUACAAGGAUGGCUGUCUACAGAGUUCUGGAGUCAAGGACUAGAAAAGAUAUCGUGCACAGCAGAGGAAAUGAGCAAAGUUGUAGAGGGCACCUUCCUCGUGAAUCCGGUCUUCAACAACCCGAUUGAGGAGCGUGGUAUAGCCAAUAUGACAAAUUCAGAGUUCGUGCAGAGGUUCCUCAGCCACCCCGAGUACAAUGAAGGUUCUAAGCCGUAUGACAUAGUAGCGGCGCAGUGCUAUGACCAUAUAUGGCUUGCGGCAUUAGCUCUGAACUGCACAAACGAACGACUUAUGACGAUGGGUAAGGGAUUGUCUUAA
Mya arenaria is the source of this 1062-nucleotide messenger RNA. Its product is annotated as gamma-aminobutyric acid type B receptor subunit 1-like. Gene Ontology annotation, molecular function: G protein-coupled GABA receptor activity. The record is from RefSeq and is a predicted model, not a curated record. The transcript is spliced from 7 exons. Gene Ontology annotation, cellular component: membrane; G protein-coupled receptor heterodimeric complex. Gene Ontology annotation, biological process: gamma-aminobutyric acid signaling pathway; G protein-coupled receptor signaling pathway. The coding region runs from base 1 to 1062 and encodes 353 amino acids. Lineage: Eukaryota; Metazoa; Mollusca; Bivalvia; Myida; Myidae.